AACAUUUUUGACCAUUUUACUAUUGGUCGCUCUCAUUUUCCUACUCAUCUUUAUCAUGUGCCACAUUCUCGGUCUAAAAUCGAAAUCUUGGUUCCGUACAGCUGCCGAAGAAAAAAUUGGACUUUCGCAGAAUCACAAUAACGCUCUUUUCACCAAUGGCGGAUAUCUGAUGCAAAGUAAUUCGGAAAUUCUGCUCGGAAAUCACGGAAGUUUCAAACGUUUCGAUUCCGUAGAUCGUGAUGCGUCGCAGCAAUAUGGCAACAAUAACAAUAUUUCGAUGAAAUCCAUGCCGUCUCCCGCAUGGAAUAACGCUCAAGAGUCAUUUGGCAUCACAAUUCCGCCGCAACCGACACGACAACCUCCGAGACCUCCGCAAAUUUGUACCGGCAGAUCGUUGGAAGAGCGUCUCUUGAAGCAACAAAGUGUCCCAAUGCCAAUGACGCCGCCUCCGCAUACAGCUCCGUUGGCGAAUGGCAAACAAAAUACCGUCAUUCCUCGUCCCGUGCCGAAGAAGCAAAUGUCGGCGCCAACAUCUCGUACAAUUUUGCCUCCAUUGACGCCUCCCGUGAGUGCGGCAAGUAUCAAGCCUCCGCUCCAAAAACAAUGUACAAAUCCGUUUUUGGAAGAUCCCGAAGACCCGCAAGACUUGAUUCGGAUCGAAGAUGAACUAAAAUCCGCGAAAAAUCCCUUCAUUGAUGAUCACGAGGAAAUUUUCAGCUUUGAUCCGCACAAAAUUCAAAACAUGAUAGAUGAUACGCAAGAUCCAUUGCGCGCCUGCGAAGCUCGUAUUUCCAAACUUUCCGAGUCUUUUCGGAAUAAAAGUGCAAAUUUUCAUCCGAAUGACGUCGAAGCUGCUCAAGUGUCCUUAUCUAAUAGUAAUUAUCAAACAAAUCUAAAGCCCACAAUUUCGUCGAACAACGUCUCGACGACACUCGAAAGGUACAAAACCAAAACGGAGCUCUUGAAUCACAUCAAAGCGAUGUCCUCGAAUCUCGAUAGCACCAUCGAAGAUCUCACGAACAACCUAAAGUGCUUGGAUUCGCUGACAAGCACGGAAAAAACUCCCGCAUUACGAAAUCGUUCAAUGUCUGAAACGAGAGUCGAGGAACUUGUGAACGUUUUAAAUCUCGAAACGGAACUAAAUACCACAAAUAAUAAUCCCUUCUUUCCGCCAAAUCAUCACGAGUCUGAGGAAACGGCAGUGCACGAUCAAGCGCGAAUUUUACACAAAACGCCUUCCGACAUGCAUUUGGAGCAAUGUACGACACUCACGUCGUCGCCGUCAAGUGUGGGUCUUACGCGUUCCGGAAAGAAUUACAAUCUCGCACAACAGGCGGAAAUCAAUGGACAUCUUUCGUUCGUGCGGAGCUUGGAAAACACAAAAGCCAUGAUUCGCCAAAACUCGUAUGGGAAACAGACGAAUGGGUUGAUGCACUCGAGCACAAGUAGCGGCGAUACGAACAGCUUGAGUUCUCUUAAACGAGCGACGUCAUCGGAUUCAGUAAGCUCAGAGUCGUCAGUGUUGUUGGGAGAUUUGGAACAAAUUCGACCACCGAUUACGGGAGCUUUGUGUAUUGGAUUGCAGUAUGACAAAAAUAAUGCCACUGAAGACGGUUGUGAACUCUUUCUGUACGUUUUGGAAGCCAAAGACUUGGUUAGCUCUGAGUCCGAUGCCAUGGAUACUUUUGUAAGAAUUUACUUGGUGCCUGAUGAGAAAGCCAAUAAUGGACCGUUACAGACAAAAGUUUUCAAAAACUCCCGGUGCCCGAGUUAUCAAGAGACCUUCAGUUUCUGGAUCAACAAGACGACAAAUCGACAAAUAAAGCGCUCGCUAUGGUUUCACUUGUAUCACAAAAGCUCAAAGGCACACACUUUAAUUGGUGAAGCCGAACUAAAACUCACAGAAACAAGUCGUCCCAUCACGACAUGGCUCCAAUUAACGGAUUCGCGUCACAAUCAUUACAACUGGGGUGAGUUGAUGUUCUCCCUCAGCUACUUACCGACCGCCGAGCGUCUCACAAUUGUCGUUGUCAAGGCGCGAAACGUGCGUAUUCCGAGCACUGACAAGGUUUCAGCGUCAUCUGAGCUGCAAAAUGUCUUUGUCAAGGUUUACCUGCUGAAAAACGAUCGCAAAGUGUGCAAGAAAAAGUCGUCAAUCAAGCGUGGCGAACGAUGUCCCAUCUACAACGAGGCAAUGAUGUUCAGUGUUCCUCCCUACAUGCUCAACUCCAUUCAAGUACGUCUCACAGUCGUUAAUGCUACCGAUGGACCCGAUGGAAGACCCAUAAUUACGCCAAUUGGUCAUGUAAUUGUCGGAAGCGGCACUUCCGGCAAGGGGUUACGACAUUGGCAUCAAAUGCUGACAACAAGUUUGCGAAAACCCGUCGCGAUGUGGCAUGCCUUGCGUAUCACACAUCAUCGGGGCAGCAACAAUUGGGAUAAGAAACACCGUCAAGACGACGACGAUUGA
Molecule: messenger RNA, 2470 nt
Organism: Culicoides brevitarsis
Lineage: Eukaryota; Metazoa; Arthropoda; Insecta; Diptera; Ceratopogonidae
Exons: 5
Coding region: 56-2470 (804 amino acids)
Biological process (GO): regulation of calcium ion-dependent exocytosis; cellular response to calcium ion; calcium-ion regulated exocytosis
Cellular component (GO): exocytic vesicle; plasma membrane
Molecular function (GO): calcium ion binding; SNARE binding; calcium-dependent phospholipid binding
Source: RefSeq, a predicted model, not a curated record